AGGAAAAAAAAAGAAAAGAAAAAGAAACACCGGAAUGAGGAAAUUGGCCAUCGGCAAAACAAAGUUGUUCAUUGCUGAUAACCGUGCAACCUGAUGAACCGCGGGUCAGUCAACCCGAGUCCUUCAGACGAGUUCGCAGCUCCUCUCGUACCUUCUCCACAUGCUCUAUCCAGCCACCCCGCAUCCAGCGAUGUCCCUCCUGUUCCUCACGGUGCUCUCCUCACUCAUGCUGCAUGAUGCUGAGGCGUGGAGCGCCGGCGUGAAGUAUGCGGUGAACUGCCCGGACAGAUGCAGCGUGGACCGCUGCGGCGACACGCAGCGCUGUACGCGGACCGUCCUGGACGACUGCGGCUGCUGCCAGGUCUGCGCGGCCGGCAGAAACGAGCACUGUUACCGCACGGUGUCCGGGAUGCACGGCGUCAAGUGCGGACCGGGGCUGUUCUGCGAGUUCUACAAGGAUGAGGACGAUUAUGGAGACGAAUACGGGAUUUGCAAAGACUGCCCGUAUGGGACCUAUGGGGUUGAGUGCCGCAAGACCUGCAGCUGCAAAGGAGGCAUUUGUGACAGGGAAACUGGAGCUUGUCUUACCCUCACAUUCUUUGCCAAAAUUGCCAGCAAGCUCAAAACUGGACCACAAACAGGGUCUGAAGUGGGAUCAGGACAAGUGGUUGCACAGAGCACAGACAGAUCCACGGCUCCAAAAAGACUGAACCCUCGCUGACAAAAAGAGAAACAACCCUUCAAAUGUUCAGUCCACUAUUGCAUUAAUUUAUAAAUAAACCAAAAUGUAUGUUUUAACAAAAAACUUUUUGACCAGCAUUUCAAAACUUGUUUGAUUUUUGUUUCAUCUUUUAUAUAGAUAUGCAGUGUUAUCUCUGCUCUUUAAUUGUUGCUUUUCUUUUUCUUUUUUUUCUAUUAUGAUGUUUGAUAAAGCCUGUUUUAAUAUUAAAUUAAAUCAAAAGGCACAUUACAGUUCCUUGUAUUGCAUACUGGCUUGAAGUCGUCAGAAUGAGUAUAAAACAUUUACGAAGCCUAAUUUCCUGACACCAAUAACAUGUCCAGAAUUGUUAAAGCAGACUGCUGUACUGUAACCAACAACUUGAUAGUGGAAAUGUCCUGAAAUUUCCAGGAUUACUAGAUUUUCAUGUUGCAGAUGUAACAUUUAGGUCAAAAACAAUAUGCCUUCAAAUCAGAAAAAGUUAAACGUGACCUUAGAUGAAGCAUAAAGUCCAUAAGAGCAAAAUUGUUAGAAAUUUUUACAGGAGUUUUACAGCACUUAUCUUGUAGAAUUAAAACUCUUCAGAGAUUUAAAUCAAAAAGAGAAAAAUACAUUCUAAAUGUUGACAUUAUGUUGUUCAUUUUUUCCUAUCACCAUUUUAAUAACUUUUUAAACGUUGACACAUACUGACAACAUUUCUUUGUCUGCAAUGUACAGGAUGUGAUAAGGCAAAUCAUUGGAAAUUGAACCUAAAUUGGAAAUCACUGAAAUAAAUAUAAAUGAAGGAAUGUUUGAUUCCUAUUGGCCUUUGUGUUUUUUUGGUGAUCUUUUGCAUUGUAUAUUGUUUCUUAUUAAAUGUAACUUACAGCAAUAUUUUUGUUCAUUUAACACUUAUUUCCAUGAUUAUCCAGUUUUUAUUGGGGGGAAAAAAAGCAUCAUAUGUAGCUCUCUGUCCUUGUUUGAACAUACUCCACAAUAAAAACUUAUAACUGA
Messenger RNA from Poecilia reticulata (guppy), 1711 nucleotides. It is a transcript of the gene esm1, whose product is annotated as endothelial cell-specific molecule 1. NCBI's taxonomy places the organism in Eukaryota, Metazoa, Chordata, Actinopteri, Cyprinodontiformes, Poeciliidae. The record is from RefSeq and is a predicted model, not a curated record. Gene Ontology annotation, cellular component: extracellular region.